Angiostrongylus costaricensis is the source of this 264-nucleotide messenger RNA. The record is from the annotation of a GenBank genome assembly. Lineage: Eukaryota; Metazoa; Nematoda; Chromadorea; Rhabditida; Metastrongylidae.
AUGUCAGCAUUUUUCAUAAAACUGUCAGUGCGAAACGAGCAGGUAAACGAUAGAAUUAUGCAAAAACACGACGUUCACUCUGAUCACAUUGUUACUAUAAUUGAUGACGUGCGUUAUUCAAUGGGUGCACUGCUUCAGAAUGAUGAUAAUGAUGACCAUGAUCAUGGUGAAGAUGAUGACGAUGAUCGUUACGAUCGUGAUCAUGACACUUACGACGACAUCAGUGACCUGAGUUCCGCGAAUCCAUUCGUAACCUAUCGCUAA